This is a messenger RNA of Prorocentrum cordatum, 2499 nucleotides long. NCBI's taxonomy places the organism in Eukaryota, Dinophyceae, Prorocentrales, Prorocentraceae. The record is from the annotation of a GenBank genome assembly.
AGCCUGGAGCAGCUCGCGGAGCUCGUCGCCGCGCUGGGCGGGGCCGAGCGGGCGCUGGAGGCGGCGAGGGCCGCCCGCGCUCGGGCGCGGGAGGCCGAGGCGUCGGAGCUGCAGGCGAGCCGCAGGAGGAGCCGCGGACAAGCCCAGGCCAUGCUCGAGGCCGCCGAGCUGUUGCGGCAGGAGGCGCAGCAGGCGGAGGAGGCGCGCGGGCUGAGGAGCCCGCGGGAGAGGCAGGCGCGCUGCCACGCCUCGCUCCGCCACGUCCAGCAGCUGACCCGGGACAUGAAGGACCUGGCGGUGUCGGCCGAGCUCCGCCCCAAGCACUCGGCGCUCCUCCAGGCGCUGCGUGGGCUCGAGGAGCGGCUCGCGCCGGAGGUAGCCAACCGGCGGCCCUCCCGGGAGAGCCUCAGCCCCCGCGCCCUGCCCCGCGAGGCACGGCAGCGCUUCGGCGAGGCCGCCGCGGCGUUCGAGGACGAGCUGGCGGCGGAUCUCGCGUCGCUGCACGCGAGGCACGACAGAGAGGCGCACCAGGAGCAGGCAGAGAUCUUGGCAUCGCUUCGCCGCAGCACGGAGGAGCGCCACGGCGACGUGCUGCAGGCGGCACGCGCGGCCAUCGCCGCGGCCGCCCGCGGGCCGGCGGCGGCGGCCCUCGCGGAGGAGGCGUUGGCGCAGGUCGCGGGCGUGCAGGCCGCGCUGGCGGCGGAGGCCUUCCGGCACGGCGAGGUGGAGGGCACGGGCCCGCGCAGCCUCGCGACGCUGGGCCCGCGCCGGGCGCUGCUCGAGGGCGCCGCGGCGGCGACCACCGCCGCGCUCGGCGCGCUGCAGGUAGAGCUGGAGCGGAAGCCGAGCGCCGCCGCGGGCGCUGCGCAGCCGCCCUGGGACGGCGAGUGGGAGGCCGCCGUGGCGGGCGCAGAGGCGCGCUGGGCGGCGUUCUGCCGCGACUGGCCCGCGGGCGCGGGCGAGGUCGUCUUCCGGGCCAGCGUGGCGGUGCCGGAGGCGGCGGAGUUGGGCGCGCCGCCGCCGCGCUCGGCGCCGACCGAGAUGCAGCUGCUGAAGGAGCUGGACGUCGAGCUCCUCGUCGGCCCGCCCGCGCCGGCCCGGGCCCACCCGGGCGGCGGCGGCGGCCGCGAGGGCGGCGAGGGGCCCCCGGGGCAGCCCAGCCGCGGCGGCGGCCCGGAGGCUCCACGCCGGCCCAGCGCGUCGCCGCCUCCGGCGGUGCCGCUGUUCCCCACCGCCCUCCCCGGGGACGCCGACACGUACAGCAUGGACAGCACCCGCAAGCCGUCGAGCCGCGCGGGCUCGGCGCGCAAGUCCAGCCGCUCGCCGCCGCCCGCCGCCCUCCACCGGCGCCCCGGCGGCGUCGGCUCCGACGGCUCCCGCAGGUCGUCGAGCAGCCCGGGGGCCACCGCGCGCCCGUCGAGCCGCUCGCCGCCGCCCGCUGCCGCGCUGCCCGGGGGCUCCGACAGCCUCGGCAGCUCUCGCAGCAAGGCCUCGGAGCGCGGGGCCGCGCCGGAGGCCGCGAGCAAGGCGAGCCCGUCGCCGCCGGCGGCCGCCCUCCCCGAGGGUCCCAACGGCGCGGGCGGCUCCCGCAGGUCGUCGAGCAGCCCCGGGGCCAGCGCGCGCCGGCCGAGCCGCGCGCCCGCUCCCGGGGGGCCCGACGGCAUCGACGGCGCCCAGCCCCGGGUCGCUUCGAAGCGCGGGGCCUUGCCGGAGGCCGCGCGCAAGGCGAGCCCGUCGCCGCCUGCGGCCGCCCUCCCAGGGGGUCCCAACGACGGCGCGGGGCCCGACGGCAUCGGCGGCGCCCAGACCCAGGUCGCCUCGAAGCGCGGGGCCGCGCCGGAGGAGGCCCCGCGCAAGGCGAGCCCGUCGCCGCCUCGAUCCCCGCUGUACCCCGCGGGCCUCGCCAGGGACGGUGGCUUACGCAAGGUGUCGAAGCGCGGGACCGUGCCGCCCGAGGUGCCGCUCGUGCCGUUCGCCCUCCCUGUGCCUGGCUCCGACGGCAUCGACAGGCUCUCGUCCCAGAAGCCCAAGCAGCCCGCGGCGCCGCGCCCGGCGGAGGCGGCGGCCGCGGAGGCGCCGCCGCACGCCCCGCCCGACCUGCCCGAGGUCCGGCGGCCCCCGAGCGCCGCCCGCGGCCGCCCCACCAGCGCGGGCGGCCUCUCCGGGCCCGCCCCCGGCGCGGCGGCCACCGGCGGGCCCUGGGCUGGCGCCACGACGGCGCCCGAGGCCGCGCUGCGGUUCGACGGACUGCCGGCCGCUUCCCCCGUGCGGCCCGGCUCCGCCGCGGCAGGCCAGCUCCUGCCGCUCGCAGCUUUCAAGACGGGUGCCGAGCUCCCGGAGCUCCGAGCAGCAGAGCCGCGAGCCCUCGGCAAGCGGUGCGAGGACGACCCGUGGCACACCGUACGAUGGGCGGUUCCCUGCCAGGACGUGGCGCCGGCGAAAGAACCGCUUGCCCGCGAAGCAGGCGCAGAGGCGUGUGAGAUGGAGCAGAGGAGGUGA